AAAAAAUAAAACAAGCGACGCUCGGGAGAAAAAGUGCAAUCCACAAAGUUUUUCCUACCGACCGUUCGAGUUUUCGUGGCAUUUUUUCGACAUUUAAAAAUAUUGUGCAGCGGAAUAAAGUUUCAAAAUGCGUAAGGAAAACCUCAAACGUAAGGGAAUCGACGAUGUCGAAACUGCAGAAGGUGAGGAAAACGAGGAAAUAGACUCGACAGAAGAGGCCGAAAAAACUGAGGAUUCGUCGGAUGAGAAAAAAGACGAAAAAGCACCGACUGAGGAUGAGGAAGAACAGGGCGAUGACAAACCGGCCGCUGAAGAAAAUGGUGAUUCGAAAGAGCAGGAAAAUUCGGACGAAGAUUUUCAGGACGCCGAAACCGAUCAGAAGGCAACGGAGGAAAAAACGAACGGAACUUCCUCGAUUGAAGUUCCUGUCAAAAAACGGGGAAGGGCCAAAGCCGUGAAGAACGGUGAUGAUAAGGGCGAGGAAAAUGGUAAGGCCGAAACGGAUGGGGACGAUAAGAAAGAGGAUGGGGAGGAACAAAACGACGAAGACGAGGAUGACGCCGGAGAAGGUGAGGACGACGAUGCUGGAUCAGAUUAUGGCUCAUCCGGGGCCAAAAAAGCCAAAAAAACAGCGCCCAAAAAGCCUAAGAAAGCAACCCCCAAAAAACCGGCCAAGUCAGCAAAGAAGGCCAAAACUUCCGCCAAGAAAUCGUCCAAGGAUGAGGAUGAUGAUGAAGAUGACGCCGAAGAGGAGUACGAAGUGGAAGACAUCGUCGAUCAUAGGAAGGAACGUGGCGGUAAGAUGGUUUUCCGCAUCCGUUGGAAGGGUUACGGAGCUGACGAGGACACAUGGGAACCGGAAUCAACCCUAUCCUGUCCCGAUAUCAUCAAGAAGUACAAGGCUAAAAUUGAAAAAGAUGUCGAAGCCGAUGAAGAGUACGAAGUGGAAGAUAUCGUAGACCAUCGCAAGGAGCGUGGCAAGAUGGUAUUCCGUAUCCGCUGGAAAGGAUAUGGAUCGGACGAUGACACUUGGGAACAAGAAGCGACCCUAUCCUGUCCGGAUAUCAUUAAAAAGUAUAAGGCUCGAAUAGAUAAGGACGAUGGAGCUCCAGUAGCUAAAAAGGCUAAGACGCCCGCAAAAGCAAAGAAACAGCCUGCUAAAGCAUCACGUACUGCUCCGGGCAGAAAUGCCGCUUCAAAGAAAUCCAUGAAAGAUGAAAGUGAUGAAGAGGAAGAAGACGACGGUAAGGAAUAUGAAGUUGAAAGGAUUAUCGACGUGCAUUUCAAGAAAAACGGAAAACGGGAAUAUCUGGUCAGAUGGAAGGGAUUCUCUGCCAAGGAUGACACCUGGGAACCAGCCGACAAUCUAACUUGCCCGGAUCUUAUUGAAAAGUUUAACGAAAAACUCGAUAAAAAGAAAGAAGUCGACGACAAGGAGCUGCGCAUCAACAGAAAAACAACUGAACGAUUGACACUUGUAGAGAGAGGUCGCAAAACAUCUCGACGCAAUGCCGGCAAAGUGCGUGUCAAUUACUACGAUGGAGAGUAAGCAACUUUACUGAGCUCCAGAUUAUUGUUUUAACUUCAUUUUUCAACCCUUAACGUUGGUGAAAAACAGCAGUACAUAAGAUUGCAUUUUACUCGGUAACAGAAGAGAACAGGAGUGGACCGAUCAGAUGUCCAAUUUUCAAAUCUAUAAAACGAUCGCGACCGAUCGAAUAAAACCACACAUAAGUACAUCAAACCCAUUUUACGGUUCCUUGCAAGUCACACAUACAAGAUUCCCAAACGUAUUUGUUCGUCCCGUGAACCAAACUACAUUUUUGUCUUGUGUCUAGUGAUUAUGUAUUAAAAGUAGAUGAUAGAAUGCAUGCCGAUGAAAAUUAAACACUGUAGCCGGUUAGUGAACCGCGAAAAGAGAAUAUAUUUGGAAGGAACGAAAUUGCAUUACUUGUAACAAUGGUAAUAUUAAUAACAUAAAUAAACCGUAUCAUUCAUAGUGGUAUCUGA
This is a messenger RNA of Uranotaenia lowii, 2010 nucleotides long. RefSeq names its product M-phase phosphoprotein 8-like. Gene Ontology annotation, cellular component: pericentric heterochromatin. Gene Ontology annotation, molecular function: chromatin binding. The coding region runs from base 128 to 1549 and encodes 473 amino acids. Gene Ontology annotation, biological process: chromatin organization; negative regulation of transcription by RNA polymerase II. NCBI's taxonomy places the organism in Eukaryota, Metazoa, Arthropoda, Insecta, Diptera, Culicidae. The transcript has 2 exons. The record is from RefSeq and is a predicted model, not a curated record.